Molecule: messenger RNA, 924 nt
Organism: Blastocystis hominis
Lineage: Eukaryota; Bigyra; Opalinata; Blastocystidae
Exons: 6
Coding region: 1-924 (307 amino acids)
Biological process (GO): tRNA modification
Molecular function (GO): RNA binding
Source: RefSeq, a predicted model, not a curated record
AUGAGUUCCGAACCAAAGAGAAGAAAGCUAAAUUCAUCUAACCAGUCCAAUCCAACGACCACUUUUGGACAUGGUUGUAAAGGCGUGUUUGUGACAUGCGACCGAAACAAAGAAAGCUUGGCUGUAAAAGAGUAUAUUGAUUCUCGAAAAGAUCCCCUUGAAUUACAAAAGGAAGAAACUACCGAUUUGGAUGCUGAAUUAGCAGAGUUGGAGAGAAAAGACAAACCGAGACAGUUUACACGCCUGGAUCUUGGAAUGAAAGGGAUCGCCUUUGUUCAAAUCCUUGAUGAGACCAUUGACCCGGUGGCUGCCAUUCAGUAUAUUUUCCACAAAGCAGUUGAGACAAACAGCAGUCUCUCUCGUUUUGCAGCUCGUGUCAUUCCGAUUCAGCGAACGUGCUACGCGCAUGAGGAGGAAGUGAUCGCUAUGCUUAAGGAGAUGAUCCCCGCGGUUUUCAACGACUCCACAAAGGGUCAAUCGUGGUUCAUGCAGAUCAAGCGUCGGAACAAUAACACAUUCGAUAAAGAGCUUUUGAUUCGCUCCAUCGCGCCGCUCAUCGACGAGAAAUCGAAUCCCGUGGCGCUGCGCGAGGGAGACAUUUGCAUUCACGUGGAUAUCGACAAGGGCGUGUGCGGUGCCGCGAUUAUUCCCGCGAAAGGGCGGGAAAAGACAUUCAGUCUGAGUUUGCGGACGUUGCUUCGAUCGGAAAACGAGCAAAACGAGGCGAAUGAAAGCAGUAAAUUGAAUCAAAACCCGUCCAAAGCGAAGGCGACGGGGAAGGAAGAAAAAGCAGCGGCGUCGAUGAUCGAUCGGCUGGAUGGAGACUGGAAAUGCGGCGCUGUGAGUGAAGGGUGCGGAUUUCAUUGCGUAGUGCAAUGCGCCGAACUUUGCAAAGCAGGAUGUUUGUUGGAAGUGCCAGCAUGA